Molecule: messenger RNA, 1559 nt
Organism: Antrostomus carolinensis (chuck-will's-widow)
Lineage: Eukaryota; Metazoa; Chordata; Aves; Caprimulgiformes; Caprimulgidae
Product: importin subunit alpha-3
Exons: 16
Coding region: 1-1524 (507 amino acids)
Biological process (GO): protein import into nucleus
Cellular component (GO): cytoplasm
Molecular function (GO): protein binding; nuclear import signal receptor activity
Source: RefSeq, a predicted model, not a curated record
AUGUACUUUGAUCUUGAUUCUUUUCAGACUAUGAGAAGACAGAGAAAUGAAGUUGUUGUGGAACUGAGAAAGAACAAAAGAGAUGAGCAUCUUCUAAAGAGGAGAAAUGUUCCUCAUGAAGAUAUCUGUGAAGAUUCUGAUAUCGAUGGUGACUUUAGAGUGCAAAACACUUCUUUGGAGGCAAUAGUACAGAAUGCUUCAAGUGACAACCAGGGUAUACAGUUAAGUGCUGUGCAGGCUGCAAGGAAGCUGCUUUCCAGUGAUCGCAAUCCGCCAAUUGACGAUCUAAUAAAAUCAGGAAUAUUACCUAUUUUAGUGCACUGUCUUGAAAGAGAUGACAAUCCUUCUUUACAGUUUGAAGCUGCGUGGGCUUUGACAAACAUCGCCUCUGGAACCUCUGAACAAACACAGGCUGUAGUUCAAUCUAAUGCUGUGCCACUUUUUCUGAGACUGCUGCAUUCACCUCAUCAAAAUGUUUGUGAGCAAGCUGUGUGGGCUUUAGGAAAUAUCAUAGGUGAUGGACCCCAGUGUAGAGAUUACGUUAUUAGUCUUGGAGUAGUGAAACCACUGCUGUCCUUCAUCAGCCCAUCUAUUCCCAUAACAUUCUUAAGAAAUGUUACUUGGGUCAUGGUCAACUUAUGCCGUCACAAAGAUCCUCCUCCGCCGAUGGAAACCAUUCAGGAGAUCCUUCCAGCGCUCUGUGUUUUAAUUCACCACACAGAUGUAAAUAUAUUGGUAGAUACAGUCUGGGCACUCUCAUAUCUAACGGAUGCUGGCAAUGAACAGAUCCAGAUGGUGAUAGACUCCGGAAUAGUCCCUCAUUUGGUUCCUCUUCUCAGUCAUCAAGAAGUUAAAGUGCAGACUGCUGCACUGAGAGCCGUAGGAAACAUUGUCACUGGUACCGAUGAACAGACACAGGUAGUUCUGAAUUGUGAAGCUCUUUCACAUUUUCCAGCACUUCUGACACAUCCCAAAGAAAAAAUUAAUAAGGAAGCAGUGUGGUUCCUGUCUAACAUCACUGCAGGAAAUCAGCAGCAAGUUCAGGCAGUAAUAGACGCAAACCUUGUUCCAAUGAUAAUACAUCUUCUAGAUAAGGGUGACUUUGGUACUCAGAAAGAAGCUGCUUGGGCAAUAAGCAACUUAACGAUCAGCGGAAGAAAAGACCAAGUGGCAUACUUAAUUCAACAAAAUGUAAUACCUCCCUUUUGCAAUUUGCUGACAGUAAAAGAUGCACAAGUUGUGCAAGUGGUUCUGGAUGGACUAAGUAAUAUAUUAAAAAUGGCUGAAGAUGAAGCAGAAACCAUAGCCAAUCUUAUAGAAGAGUGUGGAGGUCUGGAGAAAAUUGAACAACUACAAAACCAUGAAAAUGAAGACAUCUACAAACUGGCUUAUGAGAUCAUUGAUCAAUUCUUCUCUUCAGAUGAUAUUGAUGAAGAUCCUAGCCUUGUUCCAGAAGCAAUACCAGGCGGAACAUUUGGUUUCAAUUCAUCUGCCAAUGUACCAGCAGAAGGGUUCCAGUUUUAGAGUGGUAUUUUGGAAGUUAGGUACAAUGCAGCACU